AUGGGAUUCAGGAAGGUUGGAGCAAAAAAAACAGUUAAGGCUGCGAAAACAAAAAAAAACAAUAAUUAGAGAAAGGCGAAAAGAUAAGAGUCUUAUGCAGUAUAUAUAUACAACGUCUUGAAAUAAGUUCACCCAGAAUUAGAAAUUUCUAUUAAGGCUAUGAAUAUCAUGAAUUAAUUCAUCAAUGAUAUUUUCCAUAGAAUUACAGUUGAAAUCAGCAAUUUAAUCAGAUUUAGAGAUAAAAAUAGAAAGACACUUAGACCAAGAGAAAUUUAAACUGUUGUAAAAUUGUUGUUUCCAGGAGAUUUGGCCCUUUUUGCAAUUGCUAAAAGUGCCUAAGCACUCAAAAACAAAAAUUCAAUUAUAAAAUAAUAAUAAGCAGACGUUCUUUAUUCAUGUUAAUUUCAAGAAUGA
Messenger RNA from Paramecium octaurelia, 414 nucleotides. NCBI's taxonomy places the organism in Eukaryota, Ciliophora, Oligohymenophorea, Peniculida, Parameciidae. The record is from the annotation of a GenBank genome assembly.